Phyllostomus hastatus (greater spear-nosed bat) is the source of this 2570-nucleotide messenger RNA. It is a transcript of the gene MMACHC, whose product is annotated as metabolism of cobalamin associated C. The coding region runs from base 15 to 863 and encodes 282 amino acids. Lineage: Eukaryota; Metazoa; Chordata; Mammalia; Chiroptera; Phyllostomidae. Gene Ontology annotation, biological process: cobalamin metabolic process. The record is from RefSeq and is a predicted model, not a curated record. The transcript has 4 exons. Gene Ontology annotation, molecular function: FAD binding; cyanocobalamin reductase (cyanide-eliminating) (NADP+) activity; demethylase activity. Gene Ontology annotation, cellular component: cytoplasm.
GUGUAGCGUUCAGCAUGGACCCUCAAGUCACAGAACUGAAGCAGAAAAUUGAGAACACGUUGUGCCCUUUUGGCUUCGAGGUUUACCCCUUCCAGGUGGCAUGGUACAAUGCACUCCUACCUCCAGCCUUCCAGCUACACCUGCCAGGACCUACCCUGGCUUUCCUGGUACUCAGCACACCUGCCAUGUUUGACCGGGCCCUCAAGCCCUUCCUGCAGAGCUGCCACCUCCAAUCACUGACUGACCCUGUGGACCAGUGUGUGGCCUACCAUCUGGGCCGCGUUAGAGAGAGCCUCCCAGAGCUGCAGAUGGAAGUCAUCGCUGACUACGAGGUACACCCCAACCGGCGCCCCAAGAUUCUGGCCCAGACAGCAGCUCAUGUGGCAGGGGCUGCUUACUUCUACCGACGACAGGAUGUAGAGGCUGACCCCUGGGGAACCCAGCAUAUAUCAGGUGUGUGCAUACAUCCCCGAUUUGGGGGCUGGUUUGCCAUUCGAGGGGUAGUGCUGCUGCCAGGAGUAGAGGUGCCAGAUCUGCCACCCACUAAACCCCUCGACUGUGUACCAGCAAGAGCUGACCGAAUUGCCCUGCUUGAAGGCUUCAAUUUUCACUGGCGUGACUGGGCAUACAGGGAUGUUGUGACACCUCAGGAGCGCUACUCAGAAGAACAGAAGGCCUACUUUUCCACACCACCUGCCCAACGCUUGGCAUUGUUGGGCUUGGCCCAACCCUCAGAGCAGCCUAGCUCUUCAUCCCCAGAGCUUCUCUUGACCACACUCAUACCCAACAAGCCUCAGAAUCCCAGCAGAACCCAAGGGUGGCUCAGCCCCAGGGCCUCACCACCUGCAACUCCUGGUCCUUGAUAUCCUCUCCCCUCCCCUGCUCCCCAUGGGAUCCCUAUUUACACUAGUGGUACUUGCUAGGACUUUUGGCAAGGCAUAGAUUUUAUUUUAGGUAAAUUACUUUUGAUAAAAGAAUUAUAGUAGAGAUCUUCAAUGAAGAUAACAUGGCUUAGAGACAUUUUGUCAAGAAAUCUAAGACCAAGUCAACUAAUUAUUUCAAUGGGACGGGGCCGGCAGAUCCAGAAUUCCUAUCUGCUUUGGAAUGUAUGCUCUGCAGUGCUGCAAGAUGCUACUUGAUAGUUUAGGGGCAAUAAUCCUCAAAGUAAUGGUACAAAUGUCUCUGGCCCUGGCUGGUGUUGCUUGGUGGAUUGAGUGCCAGCCUGAGAACCAAAAGGUUGUUGGUUUCAUUCCCAGUCAGAACACAUGCCUGGGUUAUAGGCUGGGCCCCCAGUUUGAGGGAUGCAAGAGGCAACGAGUCUGCUCUCUACAUCUUUCUCCCUCCCUUCCCCUCUUAACAUAAAAACCUAAAAAAAAACAUAAAGUGUCUCAGUGUUGUUUUAGGGGCUGAGUAAGGUUUUUUAAUGUUUAUUCUCAUUUGAGAGAGGAUGGGGGAGAAACAUCAGACAUGAAAAGAAACACUGACUAGCUGUCUCCUGCACUCACCCCAACUGGGGACUGAGCCUGCAACCAGGGAAUGUGCACUGAUCCGCACUCAAACCAACAACCUUUCAAUUCUGGAAUGACACUCCAACCAAGUCAAGCUGACCAGGGCUGUAAUGCAUUUUAGAAACAAUGCUUAGCAUUACAGUAAGCAGUAUGUCACCUGUUACUGAAGGCCCUGGGAAUCCUGCACUGCUGUUCACAGUAUAGAAUACUGAAGGGAUCAGUAGGCUGAGGAUAGCUGAUGAAAGUCAAGUGUCCGGAAGAUCACCAUUAGCACACACUGAAGUAUUCUCCAUUCUGAAUCUGCCCUAACCACAAGGGCCCAGGAGUCAUCCCAACACUCACCACUACCUCAGGACAAUGACGAGGGCCCAAAAAAGGGCUACCCUCAAAGCAACCCUAGAACCCAGGGAAAGUGAGAAGGAUUCAACCCUGUGCUUCUGAUACCAUAUGUCCUACCCUACAAACACCAGCCCAUGUGCUAGGUCUUCUCCCCCUUUCUGUUCCAAAGGUACAGAACCUCUAAUUCUGAUCUUUUACAGAACCAGUAGCAGGCUUUUAUCAGACGAAGCCAAGCUUCAGGUUCUCAUGCAGCUUUCCCAAUAGUGUAAAGGGUAAAUGCCCACGAAAUCAAUGUCACUGGAGCUGUAAUCUACAAUGCAGCCUAUAAAAUAAACUGAAGGGCUAUGGCCAACACCACAGCAGGUCUUGCUCUUUCCCCAAAUAUAGUGAAACAAAAUGUUAAUAUCCUGGUUUAGUUCCAUUCCCUAUUUGCAUUCCCCCUCUAUAAUUUCCUGAUUCUGAAGCAGCUCUCACAUCUCACUUUCCCCUAAGGAAAGCAAAGAGUAAAUCAAAGGCUAAUGCCCUCUAAAAUAAACAAACGACAAGGUCUCAGUUCAAGUUUAAUAGAAACUACACAAAGAAUGGUGAUGCCCCACUACUGUACACGUCAGUUGGCCUGCUUCAUAUGUUCAGGUCAUUUCCUCCAGAAAAAGAAAGGCUGGCCUCCCCAAACCCUGCAGGAAAGGCCUGUUUUAUCCCAGACCACAUCUGGCCUAAAUCUAA